Molecule: messenger RNA, 897 nt
Organism: Sphaeramia orbicularis (orbiculate cardinalfish)
Lineage: Eukaryota; Metazoa; Chordata; Actinopteri; Kurtiformes; Apogonidae
Product: cytosolic sulfotransferase 1-like
Exons: 7
Coding region: 16-846 (276 amino acids)
Molecular function (GO): sulfotransferase activity
Source: RefSeq, a predicted model, not a curated record
UUCCGUGGAGUGUGGAUGACGCACCUCUUCACAGACAACUGGGAGAAAAUUGUGGACUUCCAGGCCAGGCCAGAUGAUAUAUUUAUUAUGUCAUAUCCCAGAUCAGGAAACACAUGGGUCUCCCACACCACUGACAUGCUGUGCUUUGGUCAGAAAUUUCCAGAGCGUGACACAUCGGUCUAUUUCCACAACAGAGUACCAAUCCUGGAGGUUGCCUUUUCAUGUACCGUUAGAGGAACUGACAUGAUUGAGAAGCUCACUACCUCUCCUCGAAUCAUAAAAUGUCAUCUUCCAGUCCAGUUGCUACCAAAGUCUGUGUGGGAACAAAACUGCAGGAUCGUGUAUGUGGCCCGUAACGCCAAGGACAAUGUAGUGUCCUUGUUCCACUAUGAAAGAAUGACCAAGAUCCUUCCAGAGCCAGGAGACUGGAGCAGUUACCUCCAGAGGUUCAUGCAAGGAAAGAUGGUGUUUGGAUCUUGGUAUGACCAUGUUAAUGGCUGGUGGGAGAAGAAAAAUACCUACUCAAACAUUCAUUACAUGUUCUAUGAAGAUCUGAUUGAGGACACUGAUCGGGAAAUAGACGCACUCUGCUGCUUUCUUGGUUUGUCUCCCUCAGCUGAAGAGAAGGAGCUUGUCAGACGCAAAGUGCGGUUUGAUGAAAUGAAAGAAAAUGAUAAGGUCAACCAUUCAACGUUUAAACUAAUGGAUUUCAACAUUUCUACCUUCAUAAGAAAAGGGAAGGUUGCGGACUGGAAGAACCACUUCACUGUGGCUCAGAGUGAAGAGUUUGAUGAAGACUACAAGAAAAAGAUGAAGGGCUCCACACUGAAAUUUAAACAUGAGUGAAUUAAAUCGAAGUUGAGAAAUUUUUCACUGUUCCUUUUAACCCAUAAAGAC